AUGAGGUGUUCUCGGCACCUGCGGACAGAGUUGGGCCUGGCUGUGGCUCUGGGCACCUUCACCCUCCUCCUUCUCUCAAUCUGCAGGUCACCACCCACCUGCCCAGGCCUGAAGGAGCCACCGGGCACCCCCGUGGCUCUGGUCUGGCCCUCGCCACCCUCCCACCCACCGCCCGCCCCCUGCCUGGCCAACUCCUCCAUGGCCGCCCUGCCGGACUUCGCCAGGCAGCCGCAGCACAUCUGCAACUUCCUGCUGUACAAACACUGCCGCGACGUCGUGCUGCUCCAGGACGUGCCGCCUGACAAGUGCGUGCAGCCAGUCUUUCUGCUGCUGGUGAUCAAGUCCUCUCCCAGCAAUUACGAGCACCGGGAGCUGGUGUGGCUCAGGUGGGGCCGUGAGCGCCAGGUGCACGGCGUCCAGCUGCGCCGCCUCUUCCUCGUGGGCACGGACCCCAACCCGCCGGAGACGCACAAGGUCAACCGGCUGUAGGCCAUGGAGGCGCGGAUGCACGGUGACAUCCUGCAGUGGGAUUUCUACGACUCAUUCUUCAACCUCACGCUCAAACAGGUGCUCUUCCUACAGUGGCAGAAGACACGGUGCACUGCCAGUUUUACGCUCAACUGGGAUGAUGACGUCUUUGCCCACCCAGACAACGUGGUCACCUACCUUCAGGGUGACAACCCUGACCACCACCUCUCUGUGGGGCAGUUGACCCACAGUGUGUGCCCCGUCCGCCUUCCCUGGAGCAAGUACUGUGUGCCGAAGGUGGUGACAGAGGAGGAACACUACCCGCCCUACUGCAGGGGUGGUGGCUUCCUACUGUCCCGCUUCACAGCCACCACCCUGUGCCACACCCCCGCCCUGGACCUCUUCCCCAUUGAUGAUGUCUUCCUGGGCAUGUGCCAAAAGCAGGAGGGCUCACACAGUGAUAUCCUCACGGCCGGUGUUCAGGCCCCCUCCAGCCGCCUGUCCUCCUUCGACCCCUGCUUCUACCGAGAGCUGCCGCUGGUGCACCGCUUCCUGCCCUACGAGAUGCUGCUCAUGUGGGACGUGCUGAACCAGCCCAACCUCACCUGUGACAAGUGGACACAGAUCUACACAGAGGAAAGAGUGCUACUCCCCUGCUGCACCGUGUUGAAUAGCAUCUCACAAAAGUUCCCAUCCACCUGGCACCUCAGAAUAUGGCCUUAUUUGGAAAUAGAGUCUUUGCAGAUGUAAUUAAGGUAAGGAUCAAGCUAGGAUCAUCCUGGAUUAGGGUGGGCUCUGAAUCCAAUGAGAGUGCUUUUAGAAGAGACAGAAAUGAACACACAGAAAGACAUGGAAAAGGAGACGAUGUGAAAAUGGGGGCAGAGCUUGGAGUGACGCACCUACAAGCCAAGAAUUGCCAGUAACCCCCCCAGAGUUGAGAGAGGCAGGGGGACAGAAUCUUCCUCAGAGCCCUUCAAAAAGAAUCAACCCUGCCAACACCUUGAUUUCUGACUUCUGACCUCUAAAACUGGGAGGGAAUAAGUUUCUACUGUUUUAAGUCACCCAGUCUGUGGCUGUUCCAGCAGCCUUAGGAAACUAAUACACAUGUGAACAGAUCACAUAGUCAAAUGCCCGAGCAUUUUUUUCAAGAGGGUGAAAUACAGUUCCUAUCUCAGGAUGAAAGGAGGGUGCAAGUGAAAAGAAUGGUGAGAGUUGGAUCACUAAAUAGCCACUGUGAGGGAAAUUCCCUGGCAGUCCAGUGGUUAGGACUCCACGCUUCCAUUGCACGUGGCAUGGGUUCAAACCCCGGUCAGGGAACUACGGUUCCACAAGCCCCACAGCACCACCAAAAAAAAAAAAAAAAGUCCACUGUGACUCAUUCAGACAUUCAUGUGUUGUGUUGGACGUUCAGUGAGGUUAAGGCCCCCCGUGAGCCAUGACAGAGACCUGGAUUUGAAUCCUGAACUUGACCAUUCCCUCCCUGUCUGACCUUGGCAAACAGCCAGCUCCCUUGGCCUCAGUUUCCCCACUUUUUAUUGUGAUGAUUCUCCAAUCGUUAUUAAGUUUCUGGAAGUGUUGGUGGGUCCACGGCUGCCAGAGGACAAUUCCACACAAAGGCUGACCCAGGCUUGUGCCUUUUUCUUGAGAAAAUGCAAAAAGUUUCUUCAGAUUCUGUAGGCAUCUUAUUUAUUUACUAUUGAUAAGACAGCAAGAGGGGUGUCAAAUGCAGGGAGCGGGGUAACUGGGGCUCCUCUGAGGUGAGAACAUUUGAGAACAGGUGUCUGGCAUCUCCACGAAACCAAGGAUCCUCCAAGCCAGGUUUGGGAUCCGGUGUUUUCCUCAGUUGGCCCCCCAGAGGACAGGUGGCCUCGGUGAGGUGGUGAGCGCCUUGUCCUAGGAGGUAAUCAACAAAGUCCCCCCCAGACAUGGGGCUUCAUGGUGCUGUGUGGCAUUAGGAGUUCACCAGACCGGACCCCUGUGGGUCUCGGGCUUCCCCAAGGCCACACCCCAGGAGGGUUCAGUGGGGACAGAGGGUCAGCAGGUCUUGCCGGGUGCAGCCACUGAGGCAGCAGUGACGGACAGGGUUGGUGGCAGCUGCCCGGUGGCGGCGGUGGUGGUGAUGGCGAGAGGCCUGGGGCAGGGGCUGUGGGGCGAGUACCAGCACGGGGUCCUCACUAGCCAUCAGCCCAUGGAGGAGAUGUUGUCCUUCCAGCCACUGUAGCAGCUCACCUGGGGACAGGGAGGAAUUCAGCAUAGAGGGGGGACCCCAGAGGACCCCACUCACACUGCACACACAGCCUCCACUCAUCAUGCACAGAAACAGAAAGUAAACAUUUAUUGAGUGCCCAGUGUAUACCAGGCACAGAUUGAAUCCCCCAUCCGGAUGUGUGCAGUCUCCACCCACACCACACUUAAGUCCCCAGCUAUGCACACUCCCACGUGUCACCUAUGGUAAGAAGGCACAGACACUUCACAGAGCAGAUGACAGAAGGGGUGACAUACGACGUACACAUGUACACACAGAUGCAGGCGCACAGCCUCCUAGCCCCUCCCACUUCCCUGCGCACCUCUGCACACCCAUCUGUACCCGUGUCACACACACAGGACACACACGCAUGUGACAGACGUUGUACACAAAGCUGUUUGAUACUCCCUGCACCAGGGCCGGGACUAGGGUGAAGAGAGCCAGGCUCGGGCCUGGAGCCCACGAUUUUCAGGGGGCGCCAAAAAACCUCAACAACCAAGAUCAAACAUACUGUCACGGAAUAUUUUAAAAUUAAAAUGCAUGCAGAAAUUCCUGAAGAUCAAAAUAUUGAAACUGUAAAUAAAGGCAGGAUCUGAUCUGGCUACGCACUUGUUCAGACUCGCUCAUGUCGCUCGCCUCGCACUGAUUCCCGCUCCUGGCGGGGGCGCAUCCCCCGUGGACUUGCACACACCCGCGCAGCCGGCAGGUGGACCCCAGAACAUGCAUGCAAACCCGUCUGCAUGCACCUGCCCCACGCCCGGCCCCAGAGACCUCACAGCACAGUCCUCGCCCGCCCCUACUCACGGUCGCCGCCAGCCACAGGUCGCCCAUCCUCGGAGGACCAGCGCGGGCCCCCGCACAGCCGCACCAACGCGCGCACGAUGUGGUGGCCGCACAGCUUCUCGGGUGAUUCCUGGGCGAGGGCAGGGCCUAGGGCGAGCGCCAAGGCCGGGCCCAGCAGCACCAGCGCCCAGGUGAGCCGACGGGGGUCCAUGGCUGCGGGAGGCACCGGGCCCCAGCGGGGAUCCCCCUUAUAGGCGCUGGCCCGCCCCAGCUGGGAGCCUUGGAGGGGGAAAGAGCAUUCCUGCAGGAUGGUCCAGGCAGAAGGUCAAGGGCAGGGUCAGGGCAAGCAUACUGGAGCCCCUGAUAGUUGGGUUUCCUUUUUUUUAUGAUAUGAGUGCCUGACAACGUUUGAUUGCGGAGGCAUUGGCUUCAUAGAUGGCUCCCCAAUAAAUGUGACUAGGUAAAGGGCCAGGCCACCUCCUCCCGCUGAGGCACCUUUGUUUUACACAUCUCAGCUGAUUGCAGUCACUGACCACUUGGGCCACUUGGUUGCUUGUUUUGUUCUCUCUUCUUAUGCUUUAAAUUCCAACCUAUGUUAAAUUCACCAAUAAAGAGUGAGCCCACGAACUCUUAGGCUCCCACCCUUGACCCCAAGGGAAAGCAGGACCCCAGACCCACACUGCUCUCUCUACCCAGGACCUUGUUCUGUGGCCCCGGGAGUGCUGUGUAAUUUCCAGGUGUGCUGUGUAAUUUAUAAGUAAUAAACCUUUAUUUUCUCAAAGUU
Lagenorhynchus albirostris (white-beaked dolphin) is the source of this 4280-nucleotide messenger RNA. RefSeq names its product UDP-GlcNAc:betaGal beta-1,3-N-acetylglucosaminyltransferase 3 (gene B3GNT3). Lineage: Eukaryota; Metazoa; Chordata; Mammalia; Artiodactyla; Delphinidae. The record is from RefSeq and is a predicted model, not a curated record. Gene Ontology annotation, molecular function: N-acetyllactosaminide beta-1,3-N-acetylglucosaminyltransferase activity. Gene Ontology annotation, cellular component: membrane.